UUGUUUAUAAAGGAGGAAAAAGCAAUGAAUGAAAACAGAGACAUAUCUUGAGGUUGUCUUUUCUGGCUCUUCCUGCAGACAUCAUCUUCGUGACACCUGAGAAGUCUAGGGGCAGUUUGUUUCCAGAGCUACUCCUCUGCAUUUGACUUCACUAUGCAGAUCCUACUGGGAAUCUUCCUUGGCUUUCUUCUUAUAACUACAGGCGCAUCUUUGGAGUGUGAAGUUUGCAUCGGCAUUGGCUACAGCUGUACUGGCAGAAUGCAGACCUGUGAGGCUGGCAAAGAUACCUGUUUUGUCACUGUCGUUGAAAACUUGCUAGGUGAAUUCCCAAUUCAGACAGUAGUUAAAGGCUGUGGAUUCUCCAGUGACUGUAACUUGGGACCACAAUAUAUGAACUUUGGGCAUGGGCAAGAAGUAAGGACUGAAGUUGCUUGUUGUGUCGGGGAGGCCUGUAGAACAGCAAGUGCUCAAUUACCCCCGCGCAUAACAAAAACCAAUGGGAAGCAAUGCCCAGCCUGCUACUCUUUGAUUUCUGGUGGUUGCAAUCCGCAUGAGGUGGUGAACUGUGUCGGACCACAGAAUGACUGCCUUGAUCUGGCUGCGACGGUUACUUACGGAACUGUCGUCAUCAACACUGUUCAGAAGGGCUGUGUCACUAGGGGGGUUUGUAGUGACUCAGCCCAAAGAGAACCGAAUAUGGCAGGGAUUAGCUAUUCCAUCACAAAGGCUGAAUGUAAACCAGCCCUACAACCAGAAUGAUGGCAUGAUCAGCAGCCUUCUCAGGAUUUCUGGGCUUCUUCUAAUGAACAACUUCUUCCAAUCCACCUGUGUGUAGCUGCAUGACUCAGGACUCUGCAUUAAUACCUUGCAUCACUUCUCUGCAACUUCUUCCCAAAUGAUUUCUGCCUCCCAAAGGGCUUUGAUGUCCUCUUUGAGGGAAACCAAUAAAUGUAACUUGCAUGAAA
Molecule: messenger RNA, 965 nt
Organism: Rhineura floridana
Lineage: Eukaryota; Metazoa; Chordata; Lepidosauria; Squamata; Rhineuridae
Product: phospholipase A2 inhibitor NAI-like
Exons: 6
Coding region: 154-759 (201 amino acids)
Cellular component (GO): extracellular region
Molecular function (GO): phospholipase inhibitor activity
Source: RefSeq, a predicted model, not a curated record